This is a messenger RNA of Volvox carteri f. nagariensis, 2556 nucleotides long. RefSeq lists its product as uncharacterized. Gene Ontology annotation, molecular function: DNA binding. The record is from RefSeq and is a predicted model, not a curated record. Bases 147 to 2189 code for a protein of 680 amino acids. The transcript has 8 exons. NCBI's taxonomy places the organism in Eukaryota, Viridiplantae, Chlorophyta, Chlorophyceae, Chlamydomonadales, Volvocaceae.
GUCCCGCUCUCCACCACCGAGGCGCCACGCACGUGCUGGUGUGGCCAGCCAACUCGCCCAUCCCCGCCGCUGUGGCGUCCUUUUUCGCCGCCACCUUCCUCUCCGGCCUCUUCAAUUCCUCCGCUACGCCACCGGAGGCGUUUUCAAUGGCCAGCCACGGCGCACAGGCGCACUGCUGCUGUAGCGGCAGUAGCAUUAGUGUCAGUGGAGGUAGCGCCGCUAGCCAUGGCGACGGGGGUGGAGGCUACGUUUCGCCGCCGCUGCCGGCGUUUGUGUCGGCUGAAUGGCCGGCCCUGCCAGACAGCUCGUCCAUUCCGGCUGUGGUGGUUCCGGGGCUAGAGCUGGACGAGCACGGGCUCAAGUCCUUUCCGGGCUGGAUGGAUGUACGGCUGCUGGCACCCCGCGCGGAGUUGCGGCUGCUGCUGGUGGGAACCUCCUCCCUCAUAGACGCCCGACGACUGAGCUCUCUCGGGGAGGCUCUCAGAGCCCUGUUGGUCAUGGAGGUCCGUACGCUAAAGCUAGUGUCCCUCGGCGCCGUAGACAGUCUGCCCCGCAACCUGCCCGCGGGGAGUCGCGCGGUGCGGUGCCAGUUCCUGACCGCCAGCGGCGUCAGUGCGGGGGUGGUGUUGGGGACACCCCCCUCGGUGCUGCAACAUGAGGCGCUGGUGGAGCAUGCGCUGAGGAUGACCCUGGUGACGGACAGCGUGGGUUUGCAGUUCCGCCUGCCGCCUCCCGGACUGUCCCUACCGGCGCCGCGGAGCUCCAGGCUGGUCGCGGGGGGGUUGCCUGUUAUGGACACGGUGGCUGUUACCAGCGUGUGGGCUGUGGAGGUGCUCAGGUCCCUGUGCAAGGAUCCCCGGUACCGCACCCUGGCCGCACUGGGCGUGGCGGCGGUGGGCAACGUGGCGGAUGGUGUGUUCACAGCCGCCGACGUACGACGGUACGAAGUACUCAUCGCAGGGAGCUGGGCCUCGGUGGCGGCGCCGCAAUUGCUGCCGCUAAUAGCAACGACUGGUUCGGGUCCGGCGCCGGCAGCACCGCCGGCGGCGCCAGGGGAGGUGCUGCCGUCGCCGGCGGCGGCGGCGCCGCCGCCGCCGCCGCAGAGCUGCGUGGCCGCUGAAGCCGGCGGUGGGGGUGAGGCGGCGCCGAUGGACCUGACGAUGGCAGCCGCCAACGGCGGCGCUUACUUUGGGAAUGACGCGCUUAAGGGUUACGCACUGUACGGUCACUUGCAGCACGUAGGUGGCAGCGGCGGCGCUGGCUGUUCUGCCGCGGGCGGCGCCGGCGCCGCAUCACCGGACAGCCCCGACGGUGCCGCGGCCGAUGGUCCCUCGGCUUCCGGCGCCGACGGUACGGCGGGCUUAAUCGGCAACGGCGAGCCAUUUUCCCGUGGUCCCGGGCGACCCACGGGUCCUUUACCUGACAAGCCGUCCGACUUCACGGGGGACUUGCCGGGCUACGUGUGUCGGCGCCCUCCACUGUCCUCGUGCACUGAGUCCCAGUUCUAUGACGACCUAGUGGAGUUCCUGACGCUGCUGCGAGGCAAGCCAAUCGACCGAGUUCGCUUCCCCGAGGCGGUCCUCAACGGGGUCUCCCUGGACCUGUUCGGUCUGUACCGGGAGGUGGUGACGCGGGGCGGCUUCCGCGUGGGGAACGGAAUCAACUGGAAGGGCCAGGUCUUUCCCCGCAUGCGCAAUUGGACGGAGACCAACAAGCAGACCGGUGUGGGCAACGCCCUGAAGCGCCACUACCAGAACUACCUGUGGGAAUACGAGCUGGCGCACCCCGAGGAUGUGACGCUGGACCGCUGCGUGUUGUGUAACGGCGGCGAUGCGGUGUCUUCGGACUGGGUUUGUUGCGACGCCUGCGAGAAUUGGGCGCAUUUCUCAUGCGAUAAGCGACCCGGCAUCGGCAUGUUCAAGGAUUACGCGCAGGGCCAGGGACGCGUGUAUCCACCGACGAGCUACAAGGAAGCAUUACCAACGCCUACAAUAGCAACGAAAAAUACAGCCUCUUCCACUUAUGAUCAGCGACCGAGUGAGGAUUGCCUAGCGACUGUUGCAACAACGACAACGCCAUCCUUGUCGGAAAUCAAUCGGUUCACGCCUGAUAUCGAUCUGGCCUCUGAGGGGUCUACGGGUGCGAGAGAGGCGUACUACAUGAUGCUGAUGGGGCUACCCCGGCGAUAAAAGGAGUCAAAAUUAAACAAAGCCAUCAGGCAAGCAAAAGCUUUUACCGUCCAACCUCGCACGUAUACCACAUAUCCACUCCGUCGACAGUACUAUUAAGAAAUAUAAUUGUAACAAUUCGACUCGGAAAAUCUCGGUUCAUCUUGCGGCUGUCCCGAUGCCCAGCACCGAAGCACCUACUGUGAGCUCGUGCCUUCAGCCGUGGGCUUCUCCUCAGUGGUGGGAGCAACGGCUGGUGGUGCAUCAGCUGCCGGGGCAGGAGCCGGCGGCGAGGAUGCCUCCGCGGUGACUGACCCGUUACUGCUCAGAGCAGCAGCCGCGCCAAUGGCCACAACCGCUGCACCCACAACCAGCAGUGUGUUCCCUG